Pelmatolapia mariae (spotted tilapia) is the source of this 873-nucleotide messenger RNA. Its product is annotated as H-2 class II histocompatibility antigen, E-S beta chain-like. The record is from RefSeq and is a predicted model, not a curated record. Gene Ontology annotation, cellular component: membrane; MHC class II protein complex. Lineage: Eukaryota; Metazoa; Chordata; Actinopteri; Cichliformes; Cichlidae. Bases 1 to 873 code for a protein of 290 amino acids. Gene Ontology annotation, biological process: immune response; antigen processing and presentation. The transcript has 7 exons.
AUGGAUUCAUCUUUUCUCUGCUUCAGCCUCUUCUUCAUCAUCCUCUGCAGAGCAGAUGGAUACGAGUAUUACACUUCAUCCCGCUGCCUGUUUAACUCCACUGAGCUGCAGGACAUAGAGUACAUCAGAUCUUACUAUUACAACAGAAUAGAGUAUGUCAGGUUUGACAGCAGUGUGGGGAAGUUUGUUGGAUACACUGAGUACGGUGUCAGGGAGGCAGACCAAUGGAACAAUGAUCCUGGACAGCUCGCUUUCAUGAGAGCUCAGAAGGAGACGUACUGCAAACAAAAUGUUGACUUCUGGUACCAAAGUGUUCUGACAAAAUCAGUGAAACCAUCGGUCAGACUUCACUCCAUACCCCCUGUUGAUCUUCGUCCUGCCAUAUUGGUCUGCAGCGUCUACGACUUCUACCCCAAACAGAUCAGCGUGAGCUGGUUGAGAAACGGACAGGAAGUAAGCCCUGACAUCACUCCUACUGUAGAGUUUGCAAAUGCUGAUACACCCAGGUCAGGAGAGAAGAUCUCCUGUAUGGUGGAGCACUCCAGCCUGGAGGAACCUGUGGUUACUGACUGGGUCCCGUGCAUGUCUGAAUCCAAGAAAAUGAUGAUCGUUGGAGCCUUUGGGCUGAUCCUGGGUCUGGUCUUUUUCCUGGCUGGAGUCAUCUACACAAUGAUGUGCAGCAGAGUGAUGCCGCAGAUCAGCGUUCAUGCUAUGACGCCCCCUGGUGGUCAUCAUCUGGCCAUGCUGCUCUACAAAGUCUACGACUUCUACACCAAAAAGGUCGCUUCUGCUAAAGUGAUAGCAGCAGCUGAUUUGCUUGAGAAGACUUUACCAGAUGAGCUGGAGCCCAGGACUGAUGCUGGUCCCCAGUAG